AUGUCACUCGACCUUGCAUCGAAUUCUCCCCCUACAUUUAAGUUACUUCUGAUUGGUGAUUCAUGUGUUGGCAAAACUUCAUUAUUAAUUCGUUUCAAAGAUGGUAUUUUCCUUAAAGGUAGUUACAUUUCAACUGUUGGCAUCGAUUAUAAGACAAAAGUUGUCAAAGCCAAAGAUCAAUUAGUCCGUUUACAAAUUUGGGAUACAGCUGGACAAGAAAAAUUUCGUAGUUUAACAAAAUCGUAUUAUCGUGAUACAAAUGCUGUCCUACUUGUGUACGAUAUAUGCAAAGUGGAUUCAUUUAAUAAUAUAAAAUCAUGGAUGAGUGAAGUCAAUGCAAAUAUACAAUCGAAUAACAAUAAUAAUGUACAGAUUGUAUUAGUAGGAAAUAAAGUAGAUGAAGAAAGAAAUCGUGUCGUUACUAAAAAAGAAGCUGAACGUUUAGCUAAACAAACUGAUGCGUUGUUCUGGGAGACAAGUGCUAAAACUGGUGCAAAUGUUGAUUCAAUGUUUCAUAGUAUAGCUGAACAUUUACUUGAAACCGACACAUCAUCAUCUACUUAUAAGACUUCACCAACUAGUUUGACACAAAAAUUUGAUAAACUUUCCAAUCAAAGCAACAAUGAUCAUGUAUCGACAAAGUCAACUAAAAAAUUACAAUCAACGAAACAGUUGCGUAAUUGUUGUUCUAUAUAA
Schistosoma turkestanicum is the source of this 696-nucleotide messenger RNA. The record is from the annotation of a GenBank genome assembly. Lineage: Eukaryota; Metazoa; Platyhelminthes; Trematoda; Strigeidida; Schistosomatidae.